AUGGAAGUAGACGAACAUCUCUUUAACUUCUUAACCCAAGCUAAUCUACUAGAAAACUCCCAAUCCUCUCCAAAGCCUCCUUAUACCAUCCAUGAACUUGAUCUCCACAUUUUUGAAAUUGGUCUUGGAGUUGUUCCAUUAAUAAACCAGCUCUUAAAUUCGAUGAAACAAUCCACACGCGACCGUUUUGGAGUACCAGAUUUUUCAGCCCUCCGAAACUCUAAUACUGCAAGUUCAAGGUUAUUUAACUGAAACCUUAUAAUAAAAGCUUUACAAUCAUUAGAAAUUCCUAUAGAUUCUGAUAUGAAGGCUCUUAUUGUUGCAGGUGAUAAACAAGUGGUGAUUGAAGUCAUCAAAAUGAUAUAUAAAGCAACGUUAAAAAAUAACAAUGGAUCGCCCAGAGCAAAGCCCAAACAGCCGAAAUUUACGCCUGAUGGUGCCUUGCUGCUAGAUAAUAUAGAUAUCAAUAUUGAUUUAAGCGAAUCAGAAACAUGCUUAGAGAUGCUUGUAAUUUCUUUAUGCAAGUGCUUACAGGUUAAGCCAAAACAGGCAGCAGGGCUGCUGACUCAAAAUGGAAAAUUUUUGGUUCAAGUUAUUAUGAAAGGCUUAAAAGGUAAAUUUGAGCUAAUUUUAGAGUGGUACCAAUCUAUAUUAAAUAAUUUGGUUCAUCUAAAAAAAUUAAUACAAAAAGAGUUUGACCAAGGAGCACUUAAUCUUGUUCUAACUGCCCUAAAGCCAGGACUUGCAAGUAAAAAUAGGGAAACAAUGGAGAAAUGCAUAGAAUUAUUUAUAGAAAUAAAAAGAGGAUGAUAUGAAGAUGAAAUUUUUCAAUGGUUUAUGAAAAGUGAUGCAUUAUCCUAUAUAAUAAAAUCAAUGAAUGAAAAUUCUGUUGGUAAUUUUUUGGAUUUUCUUAUAGACUAUGGAAGGAAAGAGCUGAGGAAAAUGUUUGGGGAAAGCUUUAAGCAAAGUGCUGGAGACUCAAUCGGAUUUUUUGAUGCUAUUUUGUUGAUUUCACCAUUGAUUAGCUCAAACAUAAAGCUUAAUCAACUUUUUAUGAACCAAGAUAUUUAUACUUAUUGAAUUUAUGAAGGCCUGAUGGAAGCUGAAAAAAAUCCAAAGCAGAUUUUUCCUUUGAAUUUUUUAACAGAAUUAUGAAAAAGUUUACCAAACUCUUACCAGAUUAAUGAAGACUGCUCAAAUUUGAUAUUAAAUGCAUUGAAGUCGGGAAACAGGGAUAACUGCAGCAUUAUUAAAAUAUCAUCAUUUUUAAAUUUAUUUAGACUUCUAUCUGCAUUUUCAGCUGUGAAGAAUUCUUAUGCUCCAAUUAUUUAUAAGUCACUUACAUUUUCACUUGUUGAAAACUAUUCGAACCAAACAAUAAGAGAAUUUUUAUAUGUUAGUUUUGCUAAAUUAAUAGAAGAUGAUCAAAAAAUACCUUUAAGCAUUCUAUUGGACCCUUUAAUCAAGCAACUUCAGGUUGCUGACGAACUUUACAAUAUUUCAGAUUUUGAUUUUUUUGUAAGUAUUGUAAGGCAUCCUAAGCUUGAAAUAGAACAUGCUAUUUUAUUGAUUGAUUUUCUGGGAAAAGUGUAUUAUAAUGAUCCAAUUUACACCAAAGCUGCGCAAGUUCCAUUUAUUUUAUUAGCAGGAAGAUAUAUUGAGUUUAAGCCUAUGGAACAAUAUAUAAUAAAAUUUGCAAAUUUUGGCCUGAAAUCUGUAAUUAAGCUAUUUAAGGCCAAAAAAAAUAAAAAAAGUCAACAAGAAAACGAGACUAAAUGCUUGCAUAUAAGAAAUAUAACACUAUCUCUUAUAGAAAAGCUUAUUGCGCUAAGAUGUUGGGAUUUAAAUACGCAGCUAAAAGAUCAGCUAUUACAUGCAAAUUCUGAAUUGAAAAAAAUUAGUGGAGAAAAUUUUAAUGGAAUUCUAAUUAUUUUAGCGCUUUUAGGUGACCCAACUGAAAUGAUAAACAAGUAUGAGGCUGAUUCAGACAGCCUGCCUAAUUCUGAGCCAAAAGCUGGAUCUUUUAAAUCAGCGACUUCAGAGCAGAACAAUAAGCAUGCUAUAGCAAGUCUUACUACAGUUCCAAAUGGUCGAGUGCAAAAUGAUUUAGAAAAAAUCAAGCAGAAACGCAUGGAAAGAGAGCUCCUACAAAUAAGCCAAACUGAAAGGAAAAAAGCAAUUGAAGAAAAAACGAAAAAAGCGUUAAAGAUACAAAUUGAAAAGAGAAGAAUUCAGCUCGGAAUUGAAAGUAAAAGCGCAGAAAAUACUUUGGUAAUAAAAAGUCACACACCAGUGAAUGACCAAAUAAGUUUAGUUGAAUUAGAAAAUGAAACACCAAAUGAGCAAGAACUUUUAAAUGUUGUUUUUAAAAAAUAUUUAAGGGUAGCAAACCUGUUAUAUGAUAAGUAUUCCACUUCAGGACAUAAAAAAGAUAUGGGGCCAAGCGGAACCUUCGAAAGCCUGAAGGAAACAAAAUCUAGCAUAACUGAAGGAGAACUUGCAAAAUUAUUAAGAGAGCAAGGGGUCACUCAAUCUAUGAUUUCUGUUGUGGAAAUGAAAAAAAUUUACAAUUUGAUAAUACAAAAAAUGAAAAUUCCAGUGCUGAAUUAUGAAGGCUAUUUUAAUUUCAUAUUUCAAAUAGCGGUUUAUAUUUAUUCAAGACCACCGAUAGAGCUCACUACUUAUCCAUAUGCAGUUUCAGUGCAAGCUUUAUUUGAGCACUUUUCAAAGCGUGCAGUUGAUAAUGGGAUUCCUUUGCACCUAUACCAAGAGCCCGAUUAUGGAGCUGGUGACCGCGAUGUAGCUAAAAGUAUUACUGAGCUACUUAAGUAUGACUUUAAUAUAGAGAUGCCAGAAGGCUACCAAAAAGUGAAAGCAAAAGCACUUAAUGUUAGUUAUAAAAUUCCAAGCCAUCUAGGCUUGUGAAGUCAUCAAAAAAUAGCUUUAGAAAUUCUUGAUGACAUAUUUUUCGACACCAUUGGAAUUCAUUUCUUAGAGCACAAUAUAUCAGUUAAAAACGUUUAUCAUGCUAAAGGGUCCUUAACGAAGCCAGAGGUAGAAACCUCCCCAACGUUUGGGGUGCCUUCGAAUAAAGGUAAGUAUAAGAUUAAGCCAUUACCUGCAUAUUUAAAGCUAACUCCUGGAAUUAAGGUAGAAGUCACAAGGCUUAGAGGGACAUUUCCAAAUGACAUUUUAUUAGAGUGUUCAAAAACGCUUGAUGACUUAAUUUAUUCCGUAGAAAACGACAGCGAUACUAUAAUCAGCAGAAACCCGAAGCCAGCCGGAUCUAUUAUAAAUAGAUUUAUUGAGCAAAAGUUAAACGAAGAAAUCCAACAAAGAGCAGAAGAAGAAAGGCUUGAGAGAAAACGAUUCUUAAGAAGGCAGUCAUUAGAAUAUAAAUUAAAAGAAAUCAAGCUAGAAAAAGAAGAAAAAAUGAGAGAAGAUGAAGAAAUCAGAAGAAUAGAAGAAGAAAGAGAAAGAAGGCAAAUGAUGGUGAGAGCUAAUACAUUGAAAAAAAUGAAAGAAAUAAAUGAACCUAAAAUACAGGAAUUCAAAAAAAGAAAACAAGAAGAAGAGGAAAGAAAAUUGGCAGAGGCUGAAGAAGAAAAGAAAAAAAUGGAAGAAAAGAAAAAAAAAGAUAGAGAAAUGUUUUUAAAAAUGACGCUGAAAAUUAGAGAGCAGAGUCCGAAAAGAAUUGAAGAGAAAAAAGAAGAAGUAGCAACAAAAGAAGAGCUGAAUAAAAAAAGAUCAAAAUCGAGCAGAGAAAAGAAUUCAAAGAGCUUCGAAUCCACAUUGAGAUCUAAAAGUAGAGGAAAAAAUAAAAAAAAUGAAAUAAUCAUUGAUGAGAAUGAAAAAAUGAAGCUAGAGCAAGAAGUAAAGCAAUACAUUGGCUCAGCAAUGAUGGAUAGAUGGGUAAAUGAAGUUUUGACUGAAUAUAACAACUCCAUUGUGGCUGCUUAUGAAUUUUACGCAAAAACUUUUCCUGAUUCCGCGAACUCUAAAUCUCUUUCAUUAGUUGGAUUCCACAAAUUUUGUUCUCAAUUCAAUAUUUCUCCAUAUUUUAUGGGUAAUGAGGAUGCAACUAAAAUAUUCAGAAUUUUAACGAGAAAUAAAAUAUUAACCCCCGAGUCACCAUUGUCAUUAACUUUAUAUGAGUUUAAAGAAGCAUUGGUGCGUAUUGCUAUGCUUAGCAAGAAACUUUUAGCACUGGAUAAAGGAAAAGAACUUUGAAGCUAUGCAGAUCAAGUCAGAGCGCUAAUGGAGUGAAUUUGCAUCCCGAAAGAAAUUGGGGCGGCAAGUGAUUUCUUGCAAAAAUUACAUUCGAAAAAAUUCCCAUCGAAUCCUCAGCACAGAAAAAAGUUAAGAAAUAAUCUAGCAAAAGCAAUUAGUAUGGGAAUGAAUUAA
Blepharisma stoltei is the source of this 4404-nucleotide messenger RNA. Lineage: Eukaryota; Ciliophora; Heterotrichea; Heterotrichida; Blepharismidae. The record is from the annotation of a GenBank genome assembly.